UUUUAACAAACAACAAAUGCGAUCAAAAAGUUCGGAAGGUGAUUUACAACCAGAGGACACCCAAUCCAGAGAAGAUAAAGAGACGACUGCUACGUAUAGUGAGGAUACAAAGCCAGAAACCCAAAAGGAGAGAAACGCGGCACUGGACAAUCUUGCCAAGACCCCAAUCCAGUUAGUCGUCCAACCAACUCCUCUCACACCAGCCAUCACGCCAUGCGAAGCACCACCACCACCACCUCCACCAAAACCCUCUAGCGAUAAUAACAACUCGAAACGAUUGAAAGUGAAAGAUCAACUGAUUGAAGUGCCCAGCGAUGAAGUAGGCCGAGUUGAGAAUAAUAUAGACAAUUUCCCGUUCUAUCAUGGAUUCAUGGGAAGGAACGAGUGUGAGGCGAUGUUGAGCAAUCAUGGAGACUUUUUGAUUCGAAUGACGGAAAUUGGGAAGAGGGUCGCCUAUGUGAUUAGUAUCAAGUGGAAGUAUCAAAAUAUUCAUGUUCUAGUGAAACGGACCAAGACGAAAAAGCUCUACUGGACCAAAAAGUACGCCUUCAAAUCCAUCUGUGAGCUUAUUGCCUAUCACAAGCGAAAUCACAAGCCGAUUUAUGAGGGCAUGACGUUGAUCUGUGGCCUGGCACGACAUGGAUGGCAGCUGAACAACGAGCAGGUCACAUUGAAUAAGAAGUUGGGAGAGGGACAGUUUGGAGAAGUGCACAAAGGAUCGCUGAAGACAUCUGUAUUUGCAGCCCCGGUCACUGUUGCCGUGAAGACCUUGCACCAGAACCAUCUAUCCGCCAAUGAGAAGAUCUUGUUCCUAAGAGAGGCCAAUGUGAUGCUCACCCUGUCUCAUCCAAAUGUGAUAAAAUUCUACGGAGUAUGCACCAUGAAGGAGCCCAUCAUGAUUGUCAUGGAGUUUUGCGACGGGAAAUCCCUGGAGGACGCUCUACUCUCCAAGGAAGAAAAAGUGUCAGCUGAGGACAAGAUUCUCUACCUUUUCCACGCCGCCUGCGGUAUUGAUUAUUUGCACGGAAAGCAGGUUAUUCACAGGGAUAUUGCGGCGAGAAAUUGUUUGUUGAAUUCCAAAAAGAUCCUGAAAAUCUCCGACUUUGGAUUGUCGGUCAAAGGAGUUGCUAUAAAGGAGCGAAAGGGAGGAUGUCUGCCGGUCAAGUACAUGGCUCCGGAGACAUUGAAGAAGGGGUUGUACAGUACUGCCUCUGAUAUUUAUAGCUACGGCGCUCUAAUGUACGAAGUCUACACGGACGGAAAGACGCCAUUCGAAACGUGCGGGCUACGUGGAAAUGAGCUCCGAAAAGCGAUCAUCGGGAAGAGAAUCAGCUUGGCCGUUGAGGUAGAGCUACCAGUGUUCAUUGCCAACAUUUUCGAGCAAAGCAGGCAGUACGAGACCGAAGAUCGCAUAAGCUCCAAGCAAAUUAUUCAGAUUUUUAAGGAGGAAGUCGGAUUCCAUGAAAUUGAGACAAGUGGGAUACUGCAUAAGCUUGUCAAUUCUCUUCCGAGAAUUCACAAUAAGGAAAGAAAACCCGCGGCGGUGGCAGUGUAAUAAAUAUCUGAAAAUCCCCCCACCCCUGAAA
Molecule: messenger RNA, 1586 nt
Organism: Caenorhabditis elegans
Lineage: Eukaryota; Metazoa; Nematoda; Chromadorea; Rhabditida; Rhabditidae
Gene: spe-8
Product: Spermatocyte protein spe-8
Exons: 7
Coding region: 17-1555 (512 amino acids)
Biological process (GO): developmental process
Cellular component (GO): cytoplasm; plasma membrane
Molecular function (GO): protein kinase activity; protein tyrosine kinase activity; ATP binding
Source: RefSeq, marked reviewed